Kickxella alabastrina is the source of this 333-nucleotide messenger RNA. RefSeq lists its product as uncharacterized. NCBI's taxonomy places the organism in Eukaryota, Fungi, Kickxellomycota, Kickxellomycetes, Kickxellales, Kickxellaceae. The record is from RefSeq and is a predicted model, not a curated record. Bases 65 to 307 code for a protein of 80 amino acids. The transcript has a single exon.
CUGCUGCUUCACCUUGCGGGAAAUUUUUCGCUUAGACCAGCUCUUUUUCUCUCCUAUCCACCAGAUGAUAUCGGCAGACUGUGGGCGAAUAGCCACCCACUGGUUGCGACUCUGUUGCGCACUGUCAAUAAUAGAUGCGGCAUCGGCGGCAGUUGUGGUUGCAACAGAAACGGCGGUGGCUGCUGCUGCGACAGACACAGCGGCUGAAGUGGUUGCAGCUGCGACGGAAUUAAAUGCUGCUGCUGCUGCUAUUGCGACGUGGUACUUGUGCUUGGGAUUAUUCAGACGAGGGUCAUCAAUUUUGUGAAAUUUCUCCAUCCUGCUCUCGCACAC